Molecule: messenger RNA, 420 nt
Organism: Paramecium octaurelia
Lineage: Eukaryota; Ciliophora; Oligohymenophorea; Peniculida; Parameciidae
Source: the annotation of a GenBank genome assembly
AUGUCAAGUGAUUGGGAUAGAGAAAUCUAAUAAAAUGAUUCUCCAUUAUAUCAAAAUUAUCAAAGAUUAAGGGAAUUGAAUGUAAAAACGAAAGCAGACAUCUGCAAGUCACUUCAGAAUCUCCAAAUAUAAAUGAUUGAAUAAGAUGAAGAGUUACAAUGUGAAAUUGGUUCAGCUUUACGGCGCAAAUAGAGUCGUAUUAAAAAAGUCUAAAAAGAAUCUCAUUAUAGUUGUCAAAGGAUGGCUUCCAUCUCAAAAACUCCAAGCUAACUCAAUAUCUCAAAAGAAUCCAUUGAGAAAAAAGGCAUAUUGAAAAAACGAGAAUCUUUUCAAAGUUCAAGUUCCAGUGAAAAAAUCUCAUAGAAGCACGUCAAAUUUUGCUCAGAAUCCUCUAAAUUUGUCCACAUGGCACUAAAAUGA